This is a messenger RNA of Racocetra fulgida, 555 nucleotides long. The record is from the annotation of a GenBank genome assembly. Lineage: Eukaryota; Fungi; Glomeromycota; Glomeromycetes; Diversisporales; Gigasporaceae.
ACAAACCACUUUCAAGAUUUUCAGAAUUUAUAUCAAAAAAGAACGCAUUUAAAGAAUAUCAAUCUGUUAGACCUCGUUUAAUAGAAAACCCCAAAUCUUUCUCUGAUCACGUAAAUAAUCAAGAUGUUCUUCAUCAGGGGUCCAAAUUAAGUAGACGAGCAUUUUUACUAAAUAUGAUAAAUAAACGAAGUCAUGGUCCUCCCGCAUUAAAUAAUGCGUCACUUCCAUCUAUUCAGAAAAAUAUUAAGAGGUCACCGGAAGAAAAUACACCCAAAAAAUUAUCUCAACAAUUCAAAAUAUCACCCGAAUCAGUUCGUCGUAUCAUCCAUUCAAAAUUCGUUCCUACGCCUGAAAUAUCGAUGCGACAAAAUCAAAAAAUAUUGGGGAACCUUAUAAAAUUUAAAGCUGAGAUGAAAGUUAAACGGAAAGAAGAAAAGAAAUUGAUGAAGCUAAAAAAGAAAAAAUGGUCAAAAGAUUCUUUUCUUGCAGUUAAAAAGCCUAAACAAAAACAGAAAAAAGAUAGGUUUUUAAAAGUGUUAAAUGCUGUUCAAAAAG